Molecule: messenger RNA, 3914 nt
Organism: Myzus persicae (green peach aphid)
Lineage: Eukaryota; Metazoa; Arthropoda; Insecta; Hemiptera; Aphididae
Product: adiponectin receptor protein-like
Exons: 7
Coding region: 1-1179 (392 amino acids)
Biological process (GO): adiponectin-activated signaling pathway
Cellular component (GO): plasma membrane
Molecular function (GO): signaling receptor activity
Source: RefSeq, a predicted model, not a curated record
AUGAGUGAUAUAGAAAUUGAUACCAAGAUGUCAGAAAGUGUACAGACUGAAACAAUAACAAAGCCUGAAAAAAAUGCAGCCGAUAGUCCUUCUACAGCAAAAAAGAAUAGUAUUCUUAGACACCGUAAAGUACCCUCUGCCGAUUUAAACAAUAAAUCAGAUGAAUUAAUAGCGGAGAAAACUGAUUUAUUAUCUGGCCCUUCAAAUGGAAACAAUGAUGUGACUUGUAGUUUAUCCAAUGAAACAAAUGAAAACAUGGAUAUUGGUACUAUGGCUCAAGCAGAGUUUCAACAUGUUGCUGCUCAAGCCCGUGAUCUUGGCCGGAAAAUGUGGAAUGUGUGUAAUUUCCACAACUUACCUCAAUGGCUCCAGGAUAAUGAUUUCUUGCAUACAGGACACAGACCACCAUUGAAUUCAUUUCAGGCUUGCUUUCAAUCCAUUUUUCGAAUUCACACUGAAACUGGAAACAUAUGGACACAUUUGUUAGGAUGCAUUGCAUUUUUUGUUAUGACUUUAUACUUUGCGUCUAGACCUGAAGAAGAAUUAUCGUUUCAAGAUAAAUUAGUUUUCAUUAUCUAUUUUAUUGGAGCAAUUACUUGUAUGGGUUUUUCAUUUGUGUUUCAUACUGUUCAUUGUCAUUCAGAAACUGUUGGCAAAUUUUUCAGCAAAUUGGAUUAUUGUGGAAUUGCGAUACUGAUUAUGGGAUCAUUUGUGCCAUGGUUAUACUAUGGAUUUUAUUGUGAGCCAUAUUCGUGGAUGUUGUAUUUAGUUUUGAUUGUUGCACUGGGACUGGUGGCAAUGGUUGUAGCACUAUGGGACAAAUUCAGUGAUCCUGGUCUUAGGCCACUUAGAGCAGGUGUUUUUACUACAUUUGGAUUGAUUGGUGUUAUACCAGCACUUCAUUAUGGAGCUGUGGAAGGAUUCUUUUCUAACUUUACAUUGAUUAGUCUCGGAUGGCUAUUACUAAUGGGAUUUUUAUACAUUUCUGGUGCUUUGUUGUAUGCAUUAAGAGUACCAGAAAGAUUUUUCCCCGGAAGAUGUGAUUUAUUGUUCCAAAGUCACCAGAUAUUCCAUGUACUCGUUAUACUCGCAGCAUUUGUUCAUUACCACGGUAUUACAAAAAUGGCAGAAUACAGGCUGAGCAAAGGUGAAUGUGAAGUACGUCCUGCUGUUGUUUAGUACAAGAAUUUGGUAGGUGAUGGACUUCUUUAAAAUUAUACAACUGUUAGUUGUCCAAUUUAAAGGAGAACCAAGUUUCCAUGCUGACACAGAGAUGGUUAAAAUACAACUAUGUUAUUUAAUUCAGAUAAAAAUGUAUAACUUAAAAACCAAAAGAAAGAAAAUCGCAUUACAAUUUAGUUUUUGUUUUAAUGUAGUCAUAUACUUAAAUUAUAAUUUUGAUUACAAAAAAAAAUGUGCAUAUAUUUUUACUACUUAUACAUAUGUUUUAUAGUAUGUAUUAUUAUAAAAGUUCAUAGCAUACAUUUAUAAAUUCUAGUUAGAUUUCAUUCAUUAAUUAUAUUGACGUUACUAUCUUGUACAUUAUAUUAUUAGAGAUGAGAAUAAUGUAUCAACAACUAUUAAUACGUCUAAAUGUUGUUUGAGCAAUGGUAUUGGAAUAAAAAUAAUACUUCAUCACCCUCCCCAGAAAAGUAUUUAUUAAAAUAUUUUUUUAACUUAAUUAUUUUUAUGUAUCAAUAAUGCAGAAAUAUAAAUAACUUUGUUUCAUUUUUUUAUAAUUUGUGACAAAAAUAUAGAUCAUUGAAUUUUUAUAUUUAACACUUGGUAUUGGAAUUCAUAGAGCAUUUGGUACACCUUUAAUAUGUAUCUUAUGAACACUGUAACUAAUUUAAUGUUAAGCACCACUCAUAGUGUUGAUUAGAUAAAGAGUAUUUUCAUUUAAUGGGUCACUCUGUAUGUGUAUGUUGCUCGUAUUAUUGAUUAAAACUAGUGAACAAGGAAUUUGAAUUUGAAAAUAAUGAAAUAAUGAUUGAAAAUCAUACCUUAAGUAUACUCCAAGUAAUUUUUUUAUUUGUUAUUUUUUUAACGAGUUCUUACAAUACUUUCAUGUUUUUGGCGAUCCUCAACACAAUGUCCUGAGACUGCCCAUGGUCAAAUUACUGUUUUUCUUAUGUAGUCAUGUUCUUUUUAUGAUACAUUUUGAAUUAAUUAAUUUUUUUUUUAUUAUUAUUUUUUAUAUGUCAAAGGCAAAUAAUAUAUCAUUUGAUGCAAAUUUUUCUCCUCUAUGCCAUCAUAAAAAUAUAUUCAUUAUUAGUUUAUCUCCAAUGAAAUCCUUCCAUUGACAAAAAAAAAAGUUUUUAUGACAGCCUGCAGGCAUAUAGCGUAUGCCGUAUAAAUAAUGACAAGUUGUGACCGAUGGCAUCUGUAAAAAUACUCUUAUACCCUGAUACUGUUUGAACACUGUCCCAUUGCAGGCAACGUGUAGUUACUAUUCUAAAUUACAAAAUGAACGUCUUGAUAAUUGAAAACCAAAGGUGCAAUAAUAGUGUUUGCUCAAAAUUUCAUCAAGAGUGUACACUUUUUCUAUUUUAUUUAAACAAAAAAAGAAAAUUAAAAAUAUAGGUAUAAAUCAAAAUUUUUUAAAUUAUCGUAAAAUAUACUUUUGUCAUUAUUUUGACACUACUGUGGUUUUGAAUUUUGCUUGUCUCUCUAUAUUAGAAUGAUUAUUUUUUUCGUUAGUUGUGUAAUAAAUAAUAAUACAUAUUUUUUUUUGAAUUGAGUAAUAAAAUAUUUUUUUUUGUUUGAUGUAAAUUAAACAAAACCAAUGAGUUUAUGUAAAUUCUAGAAAAUAAACUAUCACAUAGUGUCAACAGCUAAGUUGAAAAAUUAAAUCAAAAUUUAGUUAUUAGAACAUUACAAAUACUAAAAAAUGUUAGUGUAUUAGUAUUUUUCUAAGUAAUCUUGACUAUUUUUAAGUCUUGCUUAAAAAUCAGACUAUUAUAAAACUAAGUUAAAUAAUAAUAUGUACCUAUGCAGCUUAUGAAAUGUUAACUAAUAGAAAACUCCACAAAUUGUAAUAAAGACGACAACGACAACAAAAAGAUAAUAUUGCUGUAUUAUUGUUAGUUAUUACAGUUAUAAUUUAAAUAUAAUAUAUUAUAUAACUGUAUAAGUGUUUAAAUAAUUCACUUGUGGAAUAUCACUGUGCCUAUCAGGAUUAUAGAUUAUCUAUAAUUGUGCUUUCUAUACAUCAGUUAUAAUUUAUAUUCAGUAAUAAUACGGAAUCUAUAUUUAUUGUUAUAAACUAGUUUUUGAAACAAGAAUUGUAACCGUGUUGUUUUUAUUUACUUUUUUUAACAGUUGUUUCAGUUUAAAUGAUAAUAUUACAAACCAUGAAUCUCUAAUCAUUUUACCCAAUUUGAUCAGUAAUUUUUUUUUUUAUGUAUACUUCUUACUGUGUUAAAUAUUAGUAUUUUUCAACUUUAAUUUUUUUUUAAUAGCAUAUGAUUUUAUCAUCAUAUUCCUAAGAAUAAUAUAUUUCUGAGGUUUUUGAUACACUUAUUAUAGAAAUCAAAUUUUGAACUAGUAGCUUAUAACUUUAAUGCAUUUUAAUUUUGAAGUUUUUCUGGUCGAGUGUGUACAUGAAUUUUGCAUGGGUUAGGACCCACUACUCAUUUUAAUUUUAAACACUAUAUUAAGUCUUAAAUAUUUAACUGUUGGUUCAAAGUUCUUAGAAAAAUAUUCUGCUUAGGACUUAAUCUAAAUAUAUUGUACGUUGUCGUUAAAAAUGUAAAAGUAAAUGUUUUGUAAUAAAUUCAUAGUUACACAUAUAGUUAUAACUUAUAAGAUAUACAUACACCACAUGUUGUACAAUUAAGAUUUUCUUGAAAAUCAUCUAUUAAUUAUCAUCAUUAUUAAAGGAAGGAAAUAUGUUGUUUGUAAUACGGAUGGGG